AAUAUGAUCCUAUUAAAUUUAAACAAAUAUUAGAACAAAAUAAACCUAAAUUAAUUGAAUUUUUUGAUGAAUUAGUUAAAGGUCUUAUACCAAAAAAAAAGAAAAAUAAAUUUGCAAAUAGUUAUAAAUUAGAUAUUGAACUUCAUUUAGCUUCUGCAGGAACCUUAUAUAAAGGUAUAGAUAUUUUAUCAAAUAUAGGACUUACAGUUUUAUCUAAAACUGUAUUAAGAUAUAAACAACAAAUUGUUGAAGAUCAUUUUAAAAAAAUUAGUAAAUAUUUUGAUAAAAAU
Cetraspora pellucida is the source of this 290-nucleotide messenger RNA. NCBI's taxonomy places the organism in Eukaryota, Fungi, Glomeromycota, Glomeromycetes, Diversisporales, Gigasporaceae. The record is from the annotation of a GenBank genome assembly.